Zea mays is the source of this 984-nucleotide messenger RNA. RefSeq names its product aspartic proteinase oryzasin-1. The record is from RefSeq and is a predicted model, not a curated record. Bases 1 to 975 code for a protein of 324 amino acids. Gene Ontology annotation, molecular function: aspartic-type endopeptidase activity. Lineage: Eukaryota; Viridiplantae; Streptophyta; Magnoliopsida; Poales; Poaceae. The transcript has 9 exons. Gene Ontology annotation, biological process: proteolysis; lipid metabolic process.
AUGAUUGCUGCUGGUACCGAACAUACUGCUGCAGUAACUGAAGACGGUGACCUCUACGGAUGGGGUUGGGGUCGAUAUGGAAACUUAGGCCUUGGUGACCGUAAUGAUCGUUUGCUUCCUGAAAAAGUAUCUUCUGUGGAGGAGGAAGGCAAGAUCAUGAAUACUACUCAAUGCUUCAGCGACCCUGUUUUCUCUUUCUGGUUUAACCGACAUGCUGAUGAAGGAGAAGGUGGUGAAAUUGUAUUUGGUGGAAUGGAUUCUAGCCACUACAAGGGUGAUCACACGUUUGUCCCAGUCACUCGGAAGGGAUACUGGCAGUUCAACAUGGGUGAUGUACUGGUUGAUGGAAAGUCCACUGGGUUUUGUGCCGGCGGCUGUGCAGCUAUGGCAGAUUCUGGAACUUCCUUGCUUGCUGGCCCCACAGCCAUAAUUACUGAAAUCAAUGAAAAGAUUGGUGCUGCUGGUGUAGUCAGCCAGGAGUGCAAGACUGUUGUUUCUCAAUAUGGACAGCAGAUCCUAGAUCUUUUGCUAGCUGAGACACAACCAGCGAAGAUCUGUUCUCAGGUUGGUCUGUGCACUUUUGAUGGCACUCAUGGUGUCAGUGCUGGAAUUCGGAGCGUAGUGGAUGAUGAAGCUGGGAAAUCAAAUGGUGGUCUCAAGAGUGAUCCAAUGUGCAAUGCCUGUGAGAUGGCUGUGGUAUGGAUGCAGAACCAACUUGCCCAGAACAAGACGCAGGAGCUCAUCCUGAACUACAUUAAUCAGCUUUGCGAGCGUCUUCCGAGUCCGAUGGGAGAAUCAGCCGUGGACUGUGGCAGUCUUGCGUCCAUGCCUGACAUUGUGUUCACCAUUGGAGGCAAGAAGUUCAAGCUGAAACCAGAGCAGUACAUUCUGAAGGUUGGUGAAGGACAGGCUGCCCAGUGCAUCAGCGGAUUCACAGCUAUGGAUAUCCCACCACCCCGUGGCCCUCUCUGGUAAAACCGUGCA